AUGGCUCAGCCGAGUCAAGUAACUCUUAAUAUAGAGGAUGAGAACCCUGAUUCAGUGGAAAAUAGCAAUCUUAAUAAUGCACUCCAUAGAACGGACCCAAUAUCAAGACCUAUGGUCGCAAAUAGAAGUAAUUUAGGCCUCGGAGACAGACUUAAUAGUGUUUUCAGGGAAAUAAGACCGCUAGUAGAACAUGCAAGAAUGGGCAACAAUUCAAGACUAUCACUACCGACAUGGUUACCAAGAAAUUCGCUGGGCAUCCAAACAGCCGGGGAGGUGACGCAAAGACCGCAGAGUUCUAUAGCCCAUGUGAAUCUUGGACCUACAGCUCAAACAUACAUAGUAACGGACAGAGGAGUUCAGGUGUCACCGAGACAGGAUCACGGGAUGAGCAACAGUGCUUCAAAUGAUUCGAAUCUAUCAGAAAGAGCACAGGAUCAGGUAGACAUAAAUGUAUCGGUGAAUCCCUCAAACAAUAAUAAUAUUAAUGACAAUGCUGAUAACGAUAGUCAGAGUGAAGAUGGAACCCAGCAGGUAGUUGAUGUUAGAGCCACUUUGAACCUGUUGUUGCGUUAUGCUCCGUUCUAUAUAAUUCUAUACAUUAAAUACAUGUAUGACAGUCGAGAGGGUAUAUUCACAUUUGUUGUAUUACUAUGCACAUUCUCACACGGAAACGGCUUGGUUAAGAGAGAAAAUGGGAAACAGAUGAAUAGGAGCUUACUAGCAUUAUUUAGUGAAUUUGUAUUUGCUACGAGUUCUAUAUUAAUCGUCCAUUUCCUAUGUGGUCAUGGGAAGCUAUUGGAGAAUGUGGUGAUGUUUCCUGUUUACACGGAGCCCAUCACAGUUUGGGAACUGCUAUGGCUUGUUAUAUUAACGGAUCUCAUUGUGAAGAUUAUAACGGUCAAUAUAAAGAUUCUGAUCACAAUGUUGCCAGCUUUUAUAUUACCGUUCCAGAAGAGGGGUAAAGUGUAUUUGUUCACGGAGGUGGUGUCCCAGUUGUACCGCUCCAUAAUAACUAUCCAGCCGUGGAUUUUCUACCUGAUGCAGUCCUACGAGGGUUCGGAGCGGAUGGUGGGCAUGUUCCUCACGGCGCUAUACGUGAUCUCCAAGGUCGUGGAGAUACUACUCAGACUGAGACUAGUCAAGAACGCCACUUGGACUUUACUGCAGAGCGUCAGCCUGGGCACCAAGCCAACUUGCGAACAGAUGGUAGCCGCUGGUGAUUCCUGCCCUAUCUGCCACGAUGACUACACCACGCCAGUCAGGCUGACCUGCAGCCACAUCUUCUGUGAGCUCUGCAUCUCCGCCUGGUUGGAUCGAGAGCACACAUGCCCUCUAUGCCGUGCGAAGGUCGCUGACGAACCUACUUGGAGAGACGGAUCAACUACAUACGAUUUCCAACUCUGUUAA
Molecule: messenger RNA, 1407 nt
Organism: Danaus chrysippus (African queen)
Lineage: Eukaryota; Metazoa; Arthropoda; Insecta; Lepidoptera; Nymphalidae
Source: the annotation of a GenBank genome assembly